Messenger RNA from Rubroshorea leprosula, 1264 nucleotides. NCBI's taxonomy places the organism in Eukaryota, Viridiplantae, Streptophyta, Magnoliopsida, Malvales, Dipterocarpaceae. The record is from the annotation of a GenBank genome assembly.
AUGGGUUUUUUGGAACUUAGUUUCACAUUUGUUUAUAUUAAAUUCAUUAUUUGUGGGUGGAAAUUAAGAUAGGAAUUAAUUUUAUAAUAAGUGACAAUUUGCACAUGCUGUAGUAAUUUAACCAUAUCUUUUUCUCUAGGUAUCGGAUUGAGAUGAUUCUUUAGGCGUUGGAAAGCUAAGAGGCAGAGCUACAAUUGAUGUUUUAUGAGCUUAACCCAGUUCUAGCUAAACAGAGGAGACACAGACGCAAGAGAGUUGUUCUGCGCAACAGCACCCAGCCGCCCACAUCCCAGCCACCCACAUCUGUUGUUCACCAGAGAAGAAGAGGACAGCCGCGCGAGAUUGCUCUGCACAUUGGAGGAAAAGCCGCUGCCCAGCCUACUCGGAGGGACGCGAAUCCAAUCUGCACAGAGGAGGAUCCUGAAAUCUGCUUCUUCAACUCCCAGCCUUGCUUCCGGACAAGCAAUUCUCCAUUGUUUGGGUUUUGUUGUUUCUGAUUUCCUUUUACUAUGAUUUUCUGCUGGGAUUUAUUUUUCAUGGCUGUUGAAAUCAUAAACAUGUGUGGCUAGAAUUCUUUGAACUAGGGAUGGAUGGAUUUUAAUUUUUUGGAAUAUGUGACUGUUUUUGUUAGUUUAAUUCAAGAUUUAUUGGUUAUUUGCAUGAUGAGUUUAUAUUAUUGAACUUAAUGCAUUGAGAGCUUGAUCACCUUUCAAUUGAUUUAGUGAUUUACGCAUGAACUUGAGAAAGAAUUGUGUAAAUUAGACCAAUAAUAAUAUAAACCGUGUGUUAGACUAUGAGACCGAGAGGUAAUUAGCUCACAUGUGGUAGUGGAGGAAGAGAAGAGAGUUAGUAGCUCCCCCUUCUUAAGCUAGAGGUUUCCAUAGAAUUUAAUGCUCAUUAAUUUGUUUAAAAUUACAUAGAGAUAUGAUUAAUUUAGCAAACAAAUGAAGGAUUAACUUGACUUGAGAAAGCUGGUUAAUUAAUUUAGGGAAAUCCGCCAUCUCAUGCAAUAACAUUAUUAUUUGAACUUGAAUUAAAUUAAUGAAAUAGUUGCAUAAUUCAGAAUUAAAUGAAAUCCAAACCCUAGUUCCUUUUCAUUCAUAGUUUUCUUUAACUUAGAAAAUUCUUUAGUUUAAUUUUCUUUAGUUGACUUAGUUUUCUUUUAAAUAGUUUAGUUUUCCUCAUUAAUUGGUUAAUUCAACUUAGGUUAGAUUAAUAGGGUCUUGGUAGUGUAGGAUAGUCCUCGAGGGAACGAUAUCUUACU